Molecule: messenger RNA, 1464 nt
Organism: Paramecium tetraurelia
Lineage: Eukaryota; Ciliophora; Oligohymenophorea; Peniculida; Parameciidae
Exons: 2
Source: RefSeq, a predicted model, not a curated record
AUGAGUUCAAAUGCAACUGCUGAGAGACUAAAACAUGUUUAAGAAUUGAGGAAGGCUCACUUUCACUUUGGAUUUGAUGAGGACACAAACCAUCAAUCCGUGGCCAAACAACCCAUGCCAAUGUAGAAGGCAGCCAAAGUGAGACCAAUGACAUCUGUUGUGGAGAAGGAUUAGAAGUUAGAAUAACUGCAACCGUAGUAGCCCAUACAACCUCCUAAACUACAAUAGAAUCAUUUUCACUUGGGAGAUGACAAACCUAAAUUGGAGUCCAUAUAAAAAUCUGACUAUUAAAGACCCUAAAGUGCAGCUGUUGCUAAAUUGAGCGAUGAGACAAAAAAAGAUUUGAGAUCUCAUCAUUUCCAACUAGGUUAUCACGAUUACAAUAAGCCAACUGAAUACGAAUAGAAUUUUGCAGAUCAAGGCAAAAACAAUUUCAAGAAGGCUGAUAAUGCAGAUUUACGUAAACAUCAUCACGACUUUGGGGACACGAAUAAUUACUACUCCUCAAUGUACGAUACUGUGCAUAACAAACAAUAUGACAAGGCUUUAUUAGGACAGGGAUACUCAAAAGAAAGAAUGGCAGAAAUGAAUGUUCAAUUAAGAAAAACCAAUUUGGUGAUGGGAAGAGAUGGCAAUGGUUACACAACUCAGAAUUAAGCUAUAUAUGGUAAACCCUAGGCGUAAGUGAACAAUUUUCAAGACAAAACCUAACAAUUAGUUAGAAAUACACACAUAACUAUGGGUACAGACAGAGUCGAAUACACAAGUUAAGCUAAGGCUUCUCAUGUAGGCAAUCAAGGUGAUAGAUCCAUAUUAAAUGAGGCACAAUUAAAAGACUUGAGAGCUACUCAUUUUCAAGUAGGAAAUGAAUAAGCUGUCAACUAUCAAUCAGCUUACAGAUCUUAGUUCUCAGAUAGAAAAGGACAAUAAGAAUAGGUUAGGAAUCCCAUAAUUUUUCAAUCAAAUUCCAUUUUGAUCUUAAAGAUGAAGUUGUCGAGACCUACCGUAUAAGAACAUUAUAAAAGCACAUAUAAUCAAUAAUUUGAUGGAUAAAAGGCUGAGAAAGUUAAUCCAAUAGUGGAUAAUUCCAAGAAUAUCAUGAUUGGAAAUGAUAAAUUGAGUUAUUAGAGUGAGGCUUAAGCUAGGUUCAGAGAUUUUCAUUCGAAGCCAGGAAAAUUGCAGGAAGAAGUCUAAGCUGAGUUAAGGAAACAUCACUUUAAGUUUGGAACUGAUGAAGACACAACUGAAUCAGUGGCAAAGGCAUAAUUCAAGAAUCCUCAUGGACAACCAAGUAAAAUGGAUGCAGAAAUGAAAAAAGAUUUGAGAACACAUCACUUUUAAUUAGGAUAUUGUAGAAAUGACUAUUAAACCCAUCAAAAAGAAUUUGGAUCAAAACAAGGACCUCCAAAUAAGUUACCUCCAGAGAUGGCAUAAAGGGUCAGAUAGAGUUCCUAUUAGAAUUGA